This is a messenger RNA of Pyrenophora tritici-repentis Pt-1C-BFP, 939 nucleotides long. RefSeq lists its product as uncharacterized. The record is from RefSeq and is a predicted model, not a curated record. NCBI's taxonomy places the organism in Eukaryota, Fungi, Ascomycota, Dothideomycetes, Pleosporales, Pleosporaceae.
AUGGACCAAGUCAACCUCCAGGGCCACGGCCAGCAGAAGAUGCGCCAGUCGACGGCCGCACCCCGCAAAUAUGAUGGUCAGCAGGGCAAUCCGCUCUACGACUCUGCCAAUGGCGGUCACUAUGGCGCAUCUGCUUCGAUUGCCGCGCAAAACCAAGCUCCCGAUCCGCAGCUCUUCACCGGAUCCUGGCAAAAUGUGAACCAAGGUCUCACGGGCAACUACCGUGACAUUCUCAACACGUACUGGCAGCAGCAAGUCACCAAGCUCGAGACGGACGAACACGACUACAAGCUGCACCAGCUCCCGCUCGCUCGCAUCAAGAAGGUGAUGAAGGCAGAUCCAGAAGUUAAGAUGAUCUCGGCCGAAGCUCCCAUCCUCUUCGCCAAGGGCUGCGACAUCUUCAUCACCGAGCUCACCAUGCGAGCCUGGAUCCACGCCGAGGAGAACAAGCGUCGCACUCUGCAACGAUCCGACAUCGCCUCUGCACUCUCAAAGUCGGACAUGUUCGACUUCCUUAUCGACAUUGUCCCUCGCGAAGAGGCCCAUCCUCACAAGAGAAGCGCUGGGCAGAAUGCCGCGGUUCAGUCAUCGGCUGCAGUAGUUCCGCCUGGUGGAAUGGCGCAGCCCGUACAUGCCCAGCACCCCAUGGCUCACGCAGACUAUGGUAUGAACCAGCAUCUUGCCCAGCAAGAGGACUAUCAACAGCCGGCCAUGUACCCAGGCCAGGUGCAGGGCGACCCCAGAGCAUAUGCCCAGCAGCCCAUGUUUGAUCCCAACGUGUACAGCGGAUACAACCAAAUGAACCAGCAACCACAGAUGUAUGCAGUUGGCGGCCAGCGCGGACCCGACCCUAUCGCCGGCGACCCGCAGGCUUUUGGUCGCUACGAGGCCGACCCCGACGACGACGCUCAAGGCGAGCGAGUGGACGCCGACAACUAG